UGCGGGUGCGUGUGGCCCGCGUCUCGGCGCAGGACCGUUGCGGACCGGGCCGCCGCGCCCGCAAUAAGGCCGGAUCACUGGCCCACCUGAGCCACUCGGGGCGUGAACCCCCGCCCGCCACGGCUCAUCCCGCGCUCAUCACCAGCCGCCCCCGCGCCAGUUGAACGCCGCCACUCCACGCGCGCACCACGCCAUGCGAGGCGCGCACUGACCCGCUCACACGCCCACACACCCGUCAAGUGAUACACAGUGGACACAGUGAGAGCCCUCGAGAUGAACCUGCUACACCCUGACCGCGGGGCGCUCUACGCCAACAUGCUGGGCUCGAUGGGCUCAACGAGCGCCUCCCUCCCCCAGCGCUCCCCCUUCGCCAUCCAGGAGCUCCUCGGUCUGGGGUCCUCGGAGGGCCAAAGGUCACCGCCAGGUCUGGGGUCGCCACCUUCCAUCACGCCCUCCGCCCUGGGCACGUCUCUGGGCACCUCCGCCUACACGGCCGCCCGCACCCUCGCCUCCCAGGCCUCCCAGCUGCUGGAGCCCUUGGUGGUGGGUGCGGGCGCGGGCGUGGGUAUGGGUGCCGGCAUGCGGGGUUACUUCGGUCAGUUCAACCCCUUCAGCCCCGGUCCUCCCCAAAUGUUGGCUCUUGACCCCGCCCUCAGACACGACGCCCACCACCACGCCCACGCCCAUCCAGGUAACGCGUACUCCUACUCAGGCUUCAGCUCAGAGUCAUUGCUAGGGAAGCCCGGUGAUCCUUCCUCCCUCGGCCUCUCAAGGAAAAAGAAGAAGAAGAGAAGACACAGGACUAUCUUCACAUCCUACCAGCUGGAGGAGUUAGAGAAGGCCUUUAAGGACGCCCACUACCCCGACGUGUACGCCCGUGAGAUGUUGUCCCUCAAGCUAGACCUUCCCGAGGACAGGAUACAGCUUAUUCAAUACAAUUCCUACUUUAUCCAGCCAUUCGUAUCUCAGCUUUACUUAGAGAUGGACCAUUCCUGGUUUAGCCGACGCAUUCCUAGUGCAGUAUUCCAAGGACACUUUAUGUUCGUUCUAGGAUUCCCAUUCCAGUUACCUCAAAAGAUGAUUCCUACCUGA
Homarus americanus (American lobster) is the source of this 1092-nucleotide messenger RNA. RefSeq names its product visual system homeobox 2-like. Lineage: Eukaryota; Metazoa; Arthropoda; Malacostraca; Decapoda; Nephropidae. Gene Ontology annotation, biological process: regulation of transcription by RNA polymerase II. The transcript is spliced from 4 exons. Gene Ontology annotation, cellular component: nucleus. The record is from RefSeq and is a predicted model, not a curated record. Gene Ontology annotation, molecular function: sequence-specific double-stranded DNA binding. The coding region runs from base 274 to 1092 and encodes 272 amino acids.